This is a messenger RNA of Cucurbita moschata (crookneck pumpkin), 1092 nucleotides long. Its product is annotated as glucuronoxylan 4-O-methyltransferase 3-like. The record is from RefSeq and is a predicted model, not a curated record. Gene Ontology annotation, molecular function: glucuronoxylan 4-O-methyltransferase activity. The coding region runs from base 90 to 965 and encodes 291 amino acids. Lineage: Eukaryota; Viridiplantae; Streptophyta; Magnoliopsida; Cucurbitales; Cucurbitaceae. Gene Ontology annotation, biological process: xylan biosynthetic process. The transcript has a single exon.
AACUCAUUUCACUCCCUCUUCCAUCGUCUGAAUGUUAAUGUAAUUCGUCCAUAAAUUUUCAGAAAAAGCUUCAACAACAACAUUCAACAAUGAGCAUGAGGUCCAGACCUCCACUCUCCAUUAACCUUAAGCUCAUUCUUCUUCUCUUCUUCUUCCUUUCCAUCUUCAUGUUAGUAAUUAAAUCAGGUUUACAAUCUUCCCAGAAUAGGCCGUCGCCCGUUGCACAAACCCAUGUAUCCAAUUUGACAGAAGAACCAGCAUGCCCAUCUCUUCCCUUCACUCCAAGUUGCACAAAGACCCCGCCUUCUCUGGCCAACGCUCUCAUCCAUUACGCAACCACCAACAUAACCCCUCAACAAACCCUCAAGGAGAUCUCUGUGUCCGCCAGAGUCCUGGAAAGAAAGUCACCCUGCAACUUUUUGGUCUUCGGUUUGGGCCAUGACAGCCUUAUGUGGACAGCUCUCAACCAUGGAGGUCGCACGGUUUUCCUUGAAGAAGACAAGGCCUGGAUCGAUCAAAUACAGGAGCGGGUGCCCUCCUUGGAGGCUUAUAACGUGCAGUACGACACCAAGGUCCAUCAAGCAGAAGAGCUUAUGAAGAUGGGAAUGGAAGAAGAGUGCAAGACUGUGGGAGACCCCAGAUUUUCCAAAUGUCAACUUGCGCUCAAAGGCUUUCCAACCGAGAUUUAUGACAUGGAAUGGGACUUGAUAAUGGUGGAUGCUCCAACAGGCUACUUCAAUGAGGCGCCCGGAAGGAUGAGUGCCAUCUACACGGCUGGCCUCAUGGCUAGGAACAGACAGGAGGGUGACACCGAUGUGUUCGUUCAUGAUGUGGACAGAGUGGUUGAGGACAAAUUCUCUAUGGCUUUUCUCUGCGAAGGAUAUCUCAGGAAACAAGAGGGCAGGAUUAGGCACUUCACCAUUCCAAGUCAUAGGACUCGUGGGAGCAGACCUUUCUGCCCGUAGAGACCACCUUUCUUUCAAAUUUCACUUCGGAUUAUUAGUAUUAUGAUAUCUGUCAAAGAGCGUGUUGUUCUUCUCAUACAAAACCAUUUUGAUUUUAUUAUUGCAUACAAAACAAUUUCAAAUCUGA